ACCUCAAAGUCUCAAACUGUGGGUUACAAAUUCAGGACUCAAGUUCAAUAGAUUAAGUCGAGCCACCGUCCACUUUUUCUUAUUUUCAGCAAAGAUGACAGUCUGCUCUACCUUUUUCCCUCAAAUUCCUGCCUCUUUCAUAGCAAAGACCCGUUUCUUCUUUUCCCACAAAAUCACUGCUUUCUCUUCUCAGGCUUCCAAUGCUUCAGCCAAAGCUGAUGAAUUGUCAGGCGGAUUGGCAUUCUUGGACCUGGAGUCAUGGGUUCACCAAUGGCACAAAAUCUCAUAAAAGCUGGAUCUGAUGUGACUGUAUGGAAUAGGACCAAGAGCAAAUGCGAUUCUCUCAUCAAUUUGGGUGCAAAAUAUAAACCCUCUCCUGAGGAAGUUGCUUCAUCCUGUGAUGUCACGUUUGCCAUGCUUGCUGAUCCUGAAAGUGCAAUUGAUGUUGCUUGCGGGAAGCAUGGAGCUGCAAGUGGGAUGAGCCCAGGAAAAGGUUAUGUGGAUGUUUCAACAGUUGAUGGUUCCACGUUUAGAUUGAUCAAUGGACAUAAAUAUGCAACUGGGACAUUAUUUCUAGAGGCUCCAGUUACAGGCUCCGAAAAGUCUGCAAAGAUGGGCAGCUGAUGUUUCUUACUGCAGGUGACAAAUCUCUAUAUGAUACAGUUUCUCCACUCUUCGACAUCAUGGGUAAGGUAUUUUGGCUUAUUAGAUGUAUACAUCCACAAUCUUAGUCAUCUGAUUGCAUUGCCAUUUAUUUCAUAAAUUUAUUUCAUUCACGAUAGAGAAUUAACGAUUCAAAUUAACCAUGACUUUUACAACUUACAUCAAUACUUGAGCAUGCGAAAGAGAACUAUCUAAAGAAUAUAUUCAACAGAUUAUAUGUUAAUAGUAUUAGCUCCUCUUUCCAUUGUAAAUAUAUUUCAAUAUUUUUU
Molecule: messenger RNA, 932 nt
Organism: Rubroshorea leprosula
Lineage: Eukaryota; Viridiplantae; Streptophyta; Magnoliopsida; Malvales; Dipterocarpaceae
Source: the annotation of a GenBank genome assembly